UUGACAAAGGAUAUGAUUAACCGAAUCGCGGAUUCCACUCGGGCAAACUAAAGUGGAGCGCCGGGGAACUGUUGCCAUGAGAACGCAAACAGCGCUAACUUUUUGUCAACAACAGCACCAAUAUUUCUCCAACUGAAGCCCAUACCUGGAAGCUUCUGAUUUUAGUCAACAGCUUUAUCAUUAUUAUUUAAUGGUAAAACACAAUGCUUCCACCGACCGAAUCUCUCCUGAAAUACAACACUCCAGUUUUGGUCAGCAAAAGCACAGACAGGAAAUCACCAAAGGGGCGCCCUUUGAGAGUGAGCCCUCAGCAGCCUGUUGACUCAGGCCCUGUUCCACCACCUCCUAAACCCAAAUCCGCCUCCACUGAGGCCACCAAGCAGGAAAAUGAGGAGGUCCUGAAUGCCAUCCUUCCACCCAGAGAAUGGACGGAGGGGAACCAACUGUGGGUGCAGCAAGUGUCCAGUGCACCUUGUACAAGAACAGAUGUUGUUCAUCUUGAGGAACUCUUAGACAUGAAGCUGCAGCAAAGACAGGCCAGAGAAACAGGAAUCUGUCCUGUCCGCAGGGAGCUCUAUUCCCAGUGCUUUGAUGAGCUGAUCCGACAGGUGACCAUUAACUGUGCUGAGAGGGGUCUGUUGCUGUUGCGGGUUAGAGACGAGAUUCAAAUGACUAUUGCUGCCUACCAGACACUGUAUGAAAGCAGCGUGGCGUUUGGCAUGAGGAAGGCGCUGCAGGCUGAGCUGGGAAAGGCUGACAUGGAAGAAAGAAUUUCUGAUCUGGAGACUGAGAAACAAGCCCUGAAGGACCAACUGAACGAACAGAAAGCUAAAUGCGAUGCAAUUGAAAAGAGAGAAAAUGAAAGGCGACAGCUGGAGGAAAAGAAGCACGCAGAGGAGGUACAGGCCCUUAAGAAAAGCUAUCAGCAACUCAAGACCCAACUGGAAGGAAUCAUUGCACCAAAGAAAUAAGUGGAACAAGCAAAAACUGAGUUGCCAUUUCCAAGUACAAAAUGUUACUUUGUCCUUCGUUUGUCAAUGAAAUCAAUUCAUGUAAACUUCACUGUGUGUAAUUA
This is a messenger RNA of Seriola aureovittata, 1075 nucleotides long. It is a transcript of the gene dnali1, whose product is annotated as dynein, axonemal, light intermediate chain 1. Gene Ontology annotation, cellular component: axoneme; filopodium. The record is from RefSeq and is a predicted model, not a curated record. The transcript has 6 exons. Gene Ontology annotation, molecular function: dynein heavy chain binding. NCBI's taxonomy places the organism in Eukaryota, Metazoa, Chordata, Actinopteri, Carangiformes, Carangidae. The coding region runs from base 204 to 971 and encodes 255 amino acids.